Messenger RNA from Sphaerodactylus townsendi, 2930 nucleotides. It is a transcript of the gene ZBTB7B, whose product is annotated as zinc finger and BTB domain containing 7B. The record is from RefSeq and is a predicted model, not a curated record. Bases 149 to 1621 code for a protein of 490 amino acids. Gene Ontology annotation, molecular function: RNA polymerase II cis-regulatory region sequence-specific DNA binding; DNA-binding transcription factor activity, RNA polymerase II-specific; protein binding. The transcript has 3 exons. NCBI's taxonomy places the organism in Eukaryota, Metazoa, Chordata, Lepidosauria, Squamata, Sphaerodactylidae. Gene Ontology annotation, biological process: positive regulation of gene expression; regulation of transcription by RNA polymerase II.
GGGGAAGAGGGAGCGAGCGCCGAGCAGGGCCACCCAGGCAGAAGGGGGGAUCGCGCCCGGCACGCACCGCCGCCGAGACCGGCUUGAAGGACCACGCAGGAAUCCCCCCCCCCGGACCCAACGCGGCGAGACCUGUGGGGGUGAGGCAAUGGGCAGCCCUGAAGACGACUUGAUUGGGAUCCCUUUCCCAGAGCACAGCAGCGAGCUCUUGGGACGCCUGAACGAGCAACGCCGGCGGGGGGUGCUGUGCGACGUGACCCUGCGGACUCAGGGCUCGGAAUACCGGACCCACCGAGCUGUGCUGGCUGCGUCCAGCCGCUACUUCCAACGGCUCUUUGCGGGGCCAGGCAUGGGGGUGUGCGAGCUGGAUUUUGUGGGUGCCGAGGCUCUGGGGGCCCUCCUGGACUUUGCCUAUACUGCCACACUGACCAUCAGCACAGGAAGCCUCGGCGAGGUGUUGCGUGCCGCCCGCCUCCUCGAGAUCCCUUGCGUCAUCGCGGCCUGCGUGGAGAUCUUGCAAGGCAAUGGCCUGGAAGCCCCCGUCCCUGACGAUGCUGCCCGGGAGCGUGCCCGCCGAUAUCUGGAAGCCUUUGCCACCCUGCCCAAUGUGGAAGGGGACUUGGCCGAGCCCCCGGCUUGUCCAGCCCCCCGCCGCAGCAAGAAAACCCGCAAGUUUCUGCAAACCAAAGGCUCCCGCCUCAACAGUCAUGUGGCGGAACAAUCGCUUUCUCCGUCCCCGUCCUCGACUGGGACGCAGGAGCGCCCAAGCCCCCCCAGCCAGGCCUCUCCUGUGCCCGCCUUUGGCCUCCCCAGAGAGGACGAGGAAGAGGUACUGCAACCCUCUCGCAUGUAUCCGUACAUAUACGCCAGGGGACUCUCGCCCGAGGAUCCAGGUUCGGACGAAGAGCCGGUUGACCCCAACAGCAUGAACUGCAUGCGCUCGUUGAUCACACAUGGGCUGGCUCCGGGUCUCGACGCUCCUGACAAGCUGGUGCGCAAGCGCCGCUCACAGAUGCCGCAGGAGUGUCCUGUCUGCCACAAGAUUAUCCACGGCGCCGGGAAGUUACCCCGCCACAUGCGCACCCACACUGGGGAGAAGCCAUUUGCCUGCGAGGUCUGUGGGGUCCGCUUCACUCGGAAUGAUAAGCUGAAGAUCCAUAUGCGGAAACAUACAGGCGAGCGCCCCUAUUCUUGUCAGCACUGCCCGGCUCGCUUCCUGCAUAGCUACGACCUGAAGAACCAUCUCCACCUGCACACGGGCGCUCGCCCCUACGAGUGCUGCCUUUGCCACAAGGCCUUCGCCAAAGAUGACCACCUGCAGCGCCACCUCAAGGGCCAGAACUGCCUGGAGGUGCGGACGAGGCGCCGGCGUCGUGGCGGCGACCACGAAUCCGAGUCUUUGCCCACUGCAGGGACGCCCCCGUCCGCUGCUGACCUUGAGUUGACCAAUGGGCAAAUCGAGGGGCUCCUCUCGCUCACCCGCUACUGGAAUCAUGACCGCGCCCAUCAGGCCCCGUCUCCUGUUCCCAAAGAGGAGGAGGAAGAGGAAGAGGAGGAGGAGGAAGAAGGCGUCCUGGAAAAGAUGCAAACCGACGGGCCAGAGGCAGUAGAAAUGGCGUAAGGCCGAGGCCUAGGCCUCGACCCUGCCUUGCUUAGACUGUUGCCAUGGUGACUCUGUAGGGACUAGAUGCACUAUUUCCCCCCACCUCCCAGCCUGUGCUAUGCUGUUGUUAUGGGGAAGGUAUCAUGGUACCAAGCUGUUGCUACGGCAACGGGAUGCACUAUGCCCUACCCUCUCCCCCGGUUGGGCUGCCUCCGUGCCUUUAUCGGCCUCUAAGGGGAGCGGGGAGAGGUAAUUCUGAACCAAAGUGAUCCCCAACAUGGGACGAGGUGGAGUGGGAACAAACAUACGAAGAAUGUGUGUACUCAGGAUUGGGGAAAAAAGCAGUUGUGUAAGGGCAGAACGGGGGUCCCUACUUCCUGGGGGGAGGAACCCACAAAAAGCAGGUGGGCUACAUUUGGGGGAGAGGUGGUGGCAGCUGGCGUACCAUAAGCCUCAGACCCUGCCUUUUUAGGUUGUAUCCCUCCCCACCCUUGUGGAAGGUUGGGGCCGGGGCUAAGGGGAAGAGAGACAGCCAGACUCCCUGGGGAAAAAAAGAUGGCGCCAAAGAGGCUUGGAAGAGUGCCAGGACUCCUGGGUUCCAUGCCCACUUCCGGGUCACGUUGCCCUCUUCCCGUAGGACUCCUAUGAAGCAAAAAAGGAGAGGGGGGGGGGAAGGCUUUGGUGAUAUUGUUCUCUCUCUCCCUUCCCCCUUUGGGACAUGGCGGCUGAUUUUCGGGAUCCGUGCCAGGCUUGGAGGCUUUGCCUGGUGUCAGGCUGGGGGGCGGGGGGCGGGGGGCGGAGGCGUUCUCCCCACCCAGGGCAGUCCCUGUCCUGACUGGAGUAACAGGCCGUGCCCGGGGCCGUUGCUGCUGCACCUUGUUCUUUGGCACGGCCAAGGCCGGGGCUGUGUCAGGCUGGGCUCCUGCUGCCCCCUGGUGGGUCUCUCGCACACUGCACCUGGCCAGAUUCUCCGCCACCCUUAAUUCACCCCAAGGGGUUGGGAGUGGGGGAAAUGCCACUUCGCGUGUGGGCCUCUGCCCCAAUGUCCUUGCAACGCCUGCGGGCAUACCCUUCUUGACCAAGAAUUUAGCACUUGGAGGUGAGGGUGAGGGGAAAAGGGGGUCCCGUCUGUUCCCGAAUCAUAGAUUUAUGCGAUCUAUGUGACCUUUUCGCAGGAAAAUUUACACUGUGCAUCAAUCGGAGUGGGCACGAGGGUGGCACAAAACGGCACAAAUUCUUGUGCCUUCCCUCGUCUUCAGCUUUAUAUGCACCCCGUUCUAUUCUCUACCACUCUGUUGCACUAGAGUAUGCCAGUCAAUGGGGGUGU